AUGGGUGGGCCCAGUGCCAGAGUGUUUAUCUCAGUGAACUGUCUGAGCACAGACUUUUCGUCGCAGAAAGGAGUGAAGGGCAUGCCUCUGAUCAUCCAGAUGGACAGCUACAGCUACAGCAGCUGCAGCAGCAGGCCCAUCCACAGGGCCUUCGCUCAGAUCAAGGUUUUCUGUGACAAGGGCGCUGAGAGGAAGCUUCGUGAUGAAGAGAAGAAACAGCUCAGGAAGAAGAUGAAGGGGAAAAAUGGCAGCUCAGGGCAGACCCCCCCCUUCCAGAGGGCGGACAGCACGCUGUUUAAAGCCUUGCUGGACCUGGAUUCCCAGCCUGUGCUCUUCAUUCCUGACGUGCACUUUGGAAACCUGCAGAGAGCUGGACAG
Notothenia coriiceps (black rockcod) is the source of this 378-nucleotide messenger RNA. RefSeq names its product grainyhead-like protein 2 homolog. Gene Ontology annotation, molecular function: RNA polymerase II cis-regulatory region sequence-specific DNA binding; DNA-binding transcription activator activity, RNA polymerase II-specific. Gene Ontology annotation, biological process: neural tube development; brain development; regulation of transcription by RNA polymerase II. Gene Ontology annotation, cellular component: nucleus. The annotation marks the transcript as partial. The record is from RefSeq and is a predicted model, not a curated record. The transcript is spliced from 4 exons. Lineage: Eukaryota; Metazoa; Chordata; Actinopteri; Perciformes; Nototheniidae.